GAUCUAUCUUGAGUCGAGAGUCUGGAGUCACGUCGAUCGCAUGCCAAAAGCACAGCCGCAAAAGAGUCAACAAAAUAUAGCCAUGGCCAAGAACAGCCUCGUAGUUGCAGCUCUCGCACUGUUGGCCCUCUGCAGUGUCAUUCAGGCGGCGCCCUAUCAGGAGCUGGAGCCCCGCAAAGGUCAUGUGCCCGUCUACAUACGCCACGGGAAUGAGCCGCUGAGCGACAUUCAUCCCGGUCUGGCCGAGGCCUUCAAGGAGGAGGGUCUGUCCAAGGCACUCGAGGCAGAGAGUCUGGUCACUGAGAUACCCGAAGCGGCAGCCGCAAGCUCACCAACGACAAGUGCGCCAGCGACGAGCUCAACAGAGUCGGAUAUUGCCAGCUUCGAGACCAUCAAAGCCCAGGCAAAGGAGUAAUGCAAUUGAAUAAACACAAAAUAGUUGCUAAACUUCUUUAGUUUACAAGUUAAUUCCAUCAAAUAAAACCCCAUAGACAGGCAAAGUUUAAGCUCUA
Molecule: messenger RNA, 512 nt
Organism: Drosophila subobscura
Lineage: Eukaryota; Metazoa; Arthropoda; Insecta; Diptera; Drosophilidae
Exons: 3
Coding region: 41-415 (124 amino acids)
Source: RefSeq, a predicted model, not a curated record